Molecule: messenger RNA, 525 nt
Organism: Scylla paramamosain (green mud crab)
Lineage: Eukaryota; Metazoa; Arthropoda; Malacostraca; Decapoda; Portunidae
Product: MAP7 domain-containing protein 1-like
Exons: 3
Coding region: 1-525 (174 amino acids)
Source: RefSeq, a predicted model, not a curated record
AUGAGAGGAAGUGACCUAUACAUGUACACAGCGGGAGAACCUCUGGAAAUGACAACGCCCAAACGCUCAAUUCAAAAUGGUCAGAUCAUAGGCUGGGAGCGGCAGUGUAAAUCUGGCCCAGUUCGGCGUGAGGACACCAAGUCCCACACACACAGCGUCCACGGACGUGUUAGCCCUGCCUGUAGCAUUGCUGGCUUCUUCCAGACGGAAGGCAUGUCUGAGGAGAUGCGAUUUAAGUUAAAGAUGAGAAGAAUGGAGCUUGAGGCCGAGAGGGAGAGAGAAUUAAGAAGGCUCCAGUUGGAAGCUGAAGCUGAGGAAAGGAGAUUGAAGACUGAGGAGGCUAGAGAAGUCAGGAGGCUUGAAGCCGAGGAGAAGGAGAAGGCAAGGAUGUAUAAAAAGGAAAUGAAGUUCCUUGAAAAUGAAAGAGAAAAGGAAGAAGUUGAGAAGAAAAGGAUGUUUGAGUUGGAGAAGACUCGGACUGAAGUCAUUUCACCUCAUGCUCAAGGAGAGGAGGAGUUAAAGUAG